Oncorhynchus kisutch (coho salmon) is the source of this 3824-nucleotide messenger RNA. It is a transcript of the gene fdx1b, whose product is annotated as ferredoxin 1b. NCBI's taxonomy places the organism in Eukaryota, Metazoa, Chordata, Actinopteri, Salmoniformes, Salmonidae. The record is from RefSeq and is a predicted model, not a curated record. Gene Ontology annotation, cellular component: mitochondrion. Bases 85 to 615 code for a protein of 176 amino acids. Gene Ontology annotation, molecular function: electron transfer activity; 2 iron, 2 sulfur cluster binding. Gene Ontology annotation, biological process: P450-containing electron transport chain. The transcript has 4 exons.
GGGCUGAGUUCUACUCAAGGCUGAUGGUAUUCACCAGAGGCCCCCUUUAUCACUCAGUCCACAAUCGACACGCCACAGGCCAACAUGGCAAGGUGUUUGUAUCUCGGCUCCUUCCUUUUCACUAAGAUGGUCAAUACACCCCGUAUCUCAAUGGGAGUCAAAACCUGCCUCAUUAAAACCUGGACCCCACACAGCCAAGGCAAAGCCAUCACCAUCCACUCGGCCAUACACUCCGACUCUGAAAAGAACAGCUUGUCGGAGGAAAAAGUCAUAAUACACUUUAUUAACCAAGAUGGCAUCAGAACCACCACUGCUGUUACUGAAGGACAGACCCUGUUGGAUGUUGUUGUAAACAAAAACUUGGACAUAAGUGGUUUUGGUGCAUGUGAGGGGACAUUAGCAUGCUCCACCUGUCAUCUCAUUUUUGACAAGACAUUUUAUGAGAAGAUGGAACCAACGGUGGAUGAGGAGAUGGAUAUGCUAGAUCUAGCUUACGGGCUUACCAAGACGUCCCGUCUUGGUUGCCAGGUGACAGUGCAGAAGUGGAUGGAUGGUAUGACUGUCCAAGUGCCCCAAGAGGUGAGGGAUGCUGUGGGAUCUAAAGGCAGCCAGUGAUCCUUCAUGCAACCUGCUACACCUCUCACCUACUGUACCAAGUCUAAUCAUCAUCAUAAUCAAACAUCUCCAGGAACAUAUCACUCAGGACCACUCUGACAUGUAUUUACCCAUUGCCCUACCAAUCAACUAGCUUCUGUUGCAGAAUCGGUUGUAGCGAUUACAUAUUACCUGUACUUAGCAUACAAAAUUACCUAAAGUGGCAUGCAUUAUAAAUAGUAAGUUAUUAAAUGUUACAAACAUUGCCUGUAGUUCAAUGACAUGUCACCUAGCAUGCUGGCUUUAUAAAGGGAAACCAUUGGAAAUAUGGAAGCACAUUAAAGUGGACCAUCUUUAUUCAGCAGUUCUCUGCAAAGUGCCUUCAGAAAGUAUUCACACUCCUUGACUUUUUCCUAAAUGUGUUGUGUUACAGCCUGAAUUUAAAAUGGAUUAAAUUGAGAUGUUAUGUCACUGGCCUACACCCAAUACCCCAGAAUGUCAAAGUGGCAUUAUGUUUUUUAAUAUUGAAAUUUAUACAAAUGAAUACAUUUUUAAAAGUGAAAUGAGUCAAUAAGUACUUCAAAUCCUUUGUUAUGGCAAGCCUAAAUAAGUUCAGGAGUAAACAUUUGCUUACCAAGUCACAUAAUAAGUAGCAUGGACUCACUCUGUGUUCAAUAAUAGUGUUUAACAUGAUUUUUGAAUCACUACCUCAUCUUUGUAACCCACACAUACAAUUAUCUGGAAGGUCCCUCAGUCGAGCAGUGAAUUUCAAACACAGAUUCAACCAAAACAAACAGGGAGGUUUUCGAAUGCUUCGCAUUCUAUUAGUAGUAGCAGACAUUGAAUAUCCCUUUGAGUAUGGUGAAGUUAUUAAUUACACUGGUGAUCAAUACACCCGGUUGCUACAAAGAAACACACGUCAUUCCUAACUCAAUUGCCGGAGAGGAAGGAAACUGCUCAGGGAUUUCACCAUGGGGUCAAUUGUCACUUUAAAACAAUUAGAGAGUUUAAUGGCUGUGAUAGGAGAAAACUGAGGAUGGAUGAAUAACAUUCGAGUUACUCAACAAAACUAACCUAAUUGACAAAGAGAAAGAAAGUAAGCUUGUACAGAAUAAAAAAUACCCAAAAUAUUCAUUCUGUUUGCGACAAGUUCUAAAGUAAUACUGUAAAACAUGUGGCAAAGCAAUUAGGUAAAUGUGAUAUUUCUGGAUUUCAUCUUCAAUAAAUGUUCAAAAAUUUAAAAAUGCUUUCACUUUGUUAUUAUGGUGUAUUGUGUGUAGAUAGGUGAGAAUUAUUAUUAUUUUUAAUUCCUUUUUUAUUUAGGCUGUAACACAACAAAAUGUGGACUAAGUCAAGGGGAAUGAAUACGUUCUGAAGGCACUUUCUAAACCACAUACAUUUGCCUUUAAUAAGUAAUUAAAACAACUGUUUUUUCAUUCAACUACAUUGUGUGAAAUUUGACCCACUAAUCUUUGUGCAAAACAAUAAGUUGUUGCAAUUAAUCACCCUGCAUAUUUUAAAUAGGAUGUCUAGAAAGUUGGGACUGAGAAGGCAUGGAAAAACACAUGCAGAGAGUUUUGAGGGCAAACAUGAUUUAUUAUAGGUGGUGCAAUAAACAUAGGCAUAUACAGGUUUGUAGCAACUGAUAAUGUAAUAACUGCCAGUAAUGUAAUAGCUGCUAAUAAUGUAAUACAUGUUGCAUUCAUUAUGUAAUACAUUGUCAAUAACCUAAUAAUGUUAUAUAUCUAAAAAGCUUUUAUUACAUUAUGCAUUGAUGAAUACAUUAUGGAGUGGGUAAAAGCUUUUUCAUUAAUAGUGUAAUAACUUUAACCAAUAAUGUAAUAACAACUUAAAAAAAUAAAUACUAAAUCUAUAUUCACUCUUUUCCACGCAUAUAAAGUGUCAUGUAAUAGCUGAGUACACACCAAACCACAUUCCUGAGUCGUUAUUUGAUAUUACUAAGGGAAUGUAACCAGUGGGCUAAUGUUGGAGAGCUCAUAUUCAUGUUUCUCAACAGACAUAAAUGGGCAGAUCGUGGUAUUUAAAUCCUGACACACUUAGAUAUUGCAGAUAAUACAGUUCCAAAAUGUUGUCAUAUCUACCAGAACAUGUAAAAUGAAGCUGUGAGAGUAACUUUGUAUUAAAACAUUUCUUGUACUGGUUGACCUGAAAAAGAAAAAUGUGUAACACUUCCAUGUGGCUCAUAAGGGGACUGUAAAGGUAAAUACAUUAAAGUAGUGGAAAAAAACACAGAUUUCAGCCUUGGUUCAAUGGGUUAUGUGUGAGUGAGUGAGUGAGUGAGUGAGUGAGUGAGUGAGUGAGUGAGUGAGUGAGUGAGUGAGUGAAUCAGUCAGUCAGUCAGUCAGUCAGUCUGUGAGUGAAUCAGUGAGUUUGUCUGUCUGUCUGACAUGAGUUUGGUUCCAUCGCCACUCUGAAAGGCAAAGUAGCCUGGUCAAUCCUGGGAUAAGGAGGAGUGAAUACUUAUGUAAAUAAGGUGUUUCUGUUUUGAUUUUUAAUACAUUUGCAAAAAUGUCAAAAAAACUAUUUUUGCUUUGUCAUUAUGGGGUAUUUUGUGUAGAUUGAUGAGAAUAAAAUACUAAUUUAAUCCAUUUUAAAAUAAGGCUGUAACAUAACAAUACGUGGAAAAGUCAAGUGUUCUGAAUACUUUCAGAAAGCACUGUAUCAAUGCAUCUAUCUAUCUAUAUAUAUGGAACACCUUAUGUACACUGUGUGUGUGUAUAUAUAUAUGUCACGGUCGUCAUAUGGAGGAGAACAAGGCGCAGCGUGGUAAGCGUACAUACUUCUUUAAUCAAAGAAAGAAUACUGAAAAAACUAUACAAAACAACAAAACGAACCGUGAAGCUAAUAUGGCUAGUGCAGACAGGCAACUAAACAUAGAAUAAGAACCCACAAAAUACCCAAGGAAUAUGGCUACCUAAAUAUGGUCCCCAAUCAGGGACAACGAUAAACAGCUGCCUCUGAUUGAGAACCAAUCUAGGCAACCAUAGACAUAUAAACACCUAGACUUACAAAAACCACUAAACAUACAAAAAACCCUAGACAAUACAAAAACUAAACAAGCCACCCUCGUCACACCCUGACCUAACCAAAAUAAUAAAGAAAACAAAGAUAACUAAGGUCAGGGCUUGACAAUAUACACACACAGUGUACAUAAGGUGCUCCAUUUUACACAUGCAAAAUGGCACUGAACUUUUAAAAAACAACAGAUU